Molecule: messenger RNA, 1510 nt
Organism: Notothenia coriiceps (black rockcod)
Lineage: Eukaryota; Metazoa; Chordata; Actinopteri; Perciformes; Nototheniidae
Product: protein misato homolog 1-like
Exons: 4
Coding region: 311-871 (186 amino acids)
Biological process (GO): mitochondrion organization
Cellular component (GO): cytoplasm; mitochondrion
Source: RefSeq, a predicted model, not a curated record
UGUACAUCUCUUCAGUUCAAACCCUGAACGCAUACUGUCCACCUGAGAGGACAUAAACAAAUCUAUUUGAAAAAAAUAGAUUAAAAAAAAAUAAAGUUCAAAUCUUGUUUUUCAAGCCCCAAGAGCAAUAAAAACCCUUGGUACAAACAUCCUGACUGAGGUUUUCAUAAUUCAUGAGAUAAACCAUUUUCAGUAAAUCUCGGUUUAAGCUGUCAUUAACUCCUGGUCUCUCUGCAUUUCCUCUCAGGGUUUCCAGGUGUUGUGUGACCUGGCGAAUGGCUUUGCAGGCCUGGGGUCAAAGGUCACAGAGAUGCUACAGGACUCCUAUGGUGGGAGGGGCAUCCUGACCUGGGGGUUAGCGCCUGUCAGUCACCCGGAUUCAACCCCCAUGAGGGAGCUGUACCACCAGCUCAACUGCACCUUAGGGACGGUGAGCAUGGCCAGCAACAGCUCCUUCUUCUGCCCCCUCACUCUGAGGGGGGGGCUGGGCAGACGGCCCUCUGCUCCCUCUGCGUUCCCCUACCUAAACUAUGAUCCCUCCCUGUGGUACCACUCCUCCUCCGUGCUGGCCCUGGCCCUCGAUGCCCUCACCCUGCCCUACAGGCUGCACAGAGACAGCGUCCCCAUGUGGCAGAUGGCCGACUCCCUGGCCGUCUCUGGCAGGAAGGUGGUGGCUGCUUACGGUGCGGUUCCCUUACCCAUGAUGCAAGGCAGCUCUCUCCCUGACGCCCUGACUGCCUGCACAGAGGCGUUGCCCUGGAAACCUCUAUCAGCUUGCCCUGAACCCGACAACGGGCGAUUAUAUGGCCAGUGGGCGACGCUCAAAGGCUACGAGGGACAGAGGCUAACCAGGUCUGAAUUUUCUUAUUAAAUGAAUAAUGGACAGUGUUUUAAUGUAUUUUAAACCUUCACAGUGUGUCAUCAUUUAAAAAAGAGUUUUUGCACUGCUGUAGAAAACUGUCCGGCCGCCUGCACCUGCCUGGUGUGAAGUUGAUUUGAUGAAAGGUUCUUGAUAUAUGCUAAGGAUAUUUAUACAUACAUAGACGGACAUCAAAUAUUUUCCUAACCAUAGAACACUAACGAACAAUAUCACCAUUACUAAAAAAUACUCCUCAUCAAAAUACAUUUAAGUACACCAAUACAUGGCAAAUGGAAGUACUCUUCUACUGUUUUCCUCUAUACAACGUCUCAUAAAACACAAAAAAAGGAAUCAUUGGGGGAUCACUAACGAAAAGUUCCUAAAAUAAAUAAAUAAAGUCGCUGGGAACUUGUUCUUCGGUCCUCCCGUUCCUGGGACAUGUGAGCCGUGUCCGGUGAAGGCACUGUCUCCCUGCAUGUAAAAUCCACCAGAAAAAUAUUUUACGCUCAAUCACUAACAUCGGGUGAAAAUAACCCAAACACGUGCAUGUUGAAAAAAACAGGGAUGGGAGCAGGGCAACACGCCUACCCUCUGGACCAGUGGUUCUCAACUGGUCAGGCCUCGGGACCCACUCUUUCCUUUGUCAAUAAA